This is a messenger RNA of Aspergillus uvarum CBS 121591, 1230 nucleotides long. Its product is annotated as NADP-dependent oxidoreductase. Gene Ontology annotation, molecular function: oxidoreductase activity. NCBI's taxonomy places the organism in Eukaryota, Fungi, Ascomycota, Eurotiomycetes, Eurotiales, Aspergillaceae. The coding region runs from base 1 to 1113 and encodes 370 amino acids. The transcript has a single exon. The record is from RefSeq and is a predicted model, not a curated record.
AUGCAAGCCAUCCGCCUCCACCCCGCUCCGCCCACCAGCCCCAACCCCUACUCCCCCACCAACCCGGCCCCCGCAACCGCCCUCCACCUAGACGCCCAAAUCCCCAUCCCCAAACCCUCUCGCCCCGGCGAGUUCCUCAUCCGCGUCCACGCCACCACCAUAGUCCGGGACAUGCUCACCUGGCCCGAGACCUACCACCACGACUACGCCAUUCCCGGCAACGACUUCGCCGGCACCGUCUUAGAAGUCUAUGACAGUAGUAGCAGCAGCAGCAGCAGCAGCAGCAGUGCAUUCCACCCCGGCGACGAGGUCCUAGGCAUGACGCACGCCGACCGCGCCGCCGCCUGGGCGGAGUACACCGUCGCGACAGCCGAAGAACUCAUCCGCAAGCCCGCCGGGUGGAGCUGGGCGGCGGCGGCGGGGUUGCCGCUGAGUGCGCUGACGGCGUACGAGGCGCUGUUCGUGCAUGCGGGGGUUGUUGCGCGGCCGUCGAUCGAGGAUGCCGUCAGAAGUGUCGCAAGCAAGAAGCUGAGAAUCUCAUCCAAUCCCCAGUCUGUCUCGGGCGGUGAUGAGCCGGAUGCUCCGCAAGUCAGGAUCUUGGUAACAGGCGCCGCCGGCGCCGUGGGGAUUCAUCUGGUGCAGCUUGCUUCCGCUGUUGCGACGGUGCACGUCGUCGCUGCGACGAGCUCGGACGCCCGGAAUAGGGAGUUCCUGCGAGGGCUGGGGGCGGAUGAGACAGUUGAGUAUGCAGGUCUGGAGACAAUGGCUCAGCAGGCGGGGUUUGAUGUCGUGGUUGAUGCGGUGGGCGGGGAGUUGCUGGCGCGGUGCUGGGGGUAUGUGAAGGAGGGUGGGGCGCUGAUUUCGGUGGAUUCGGGCAGCUUUGACUUUGUUGAACGGCAUAAGGAGCGCGGGAUUGGGAGGGAGGAUGUUCGCGCGCGGUUUUUUAUUGUCGCCGGGGGUGGGGAGGAGUUGCGCUGGUUGGCGGGAUUGGCGGGGGCGGGGGCGUUGGUGUCGUUGGUGAAUCGGACGUAUCCUUUUGAGAGGGUGAGGGAGGCUUAUGACUUUGCUAAUGGAAGGUCUGAGGGGAGAGGGAAGGUGGUUCUUGUUCGUUAGGAUAGUGGUUAGCUUGUGGAGGGUUUAUUCGCUGGAUGGUGGGCGUGGGUGAGGGCUGGAGAUGAUGAUCAAUCGGGUGUAGGGCUUAUGGGUGUAUCUCUAGGAGACUAUCAUGGC